UUUACAUUGAUGUUUGAACAUUCACACGCCAAGCCGCUAGUCAGUUUCCACACAAAUUUCAGAAAGUGUGCACGUACCUAACUCUUGUGUGUGUUAUCAUAUAAAUUGUGUAAAUUUGUGUUGUGUCGCAUGUGUGGAUUGUUACGGCAUGGUGCAUCCAUACCAAAGCUUUCAGGUAUAACACUAAUGUGUGUGGUGCGAGGAUGCGCGAGGAGGAGCUGGAGGUGGCCCUCAAGGUGGUGAUCGUCGGAGAUGGGGGCGUCGGCAAGUCCAGCAUGAUCCAGCGCUACUGCCGCGGCACCUUCACCAGGGACUACAAGAAGACAAUAGGCGUUGACUUUCUGGAACGACAGAUUGAGAUUGACGGGGAAGAAGUACGGUUGAUGCUAUGGGACACAGCGGGUCAGGAAGAGUUCGAUGCGAUUACAAAGGCGUACUACCGCGGCGCGCAUGCCUGCGUUCUAGCAUUUUCUACCACUGACAGAGAUUCCUUUUUAGCACUGCAUUCAUGGAAACUUAAGGUGGAAAAUGAAUGCGGAGAGAUACCCACGAUAAUCGUACAAAACAAAAUUGAUCUAAUGGAUCAGUGUGUUGUUGGACCCGACGAAGCGGAGCUGGUGGCGCGCGCGCUCGGCUGCCGGCUGAUGCGCGCGUCGGUGAAGGAGGACGUGAACGUCGGCGCCGUGUUCCGCGCGCUCGCGGCGCGCUGCCUCGCCGACAUGCGCCGGGAGCACGCCGCCGACGUCACCGCGCACGCCGUCGCGCCUGUUAUAGGAACUUUCACAAACCACAACAGCAACGGAACGAUCUUACUGCGUCCAGUGAAACAUCGACACGGCGGCAAAAAGAAAAAUGUUUUUAAAAAUGCUUGUCGGAUACUGUGAUCUUAUUGUUUUUAAAAAAGAUAAAUUGUUUACUUUAGAAAAAAACAUGGGCAUUUCAAAACUUGUUGCGUAUCAGUUUUUUGAGUUACGGCCAAUAUAUUUUAGACUUUAUACUUAAGGAAUAAGGUGCCUUUCGUGUAUAUAAAGUUAUGUAAGUAGCCAUGUAUAGAUAUUUAAUGUGCAAUUUUUGUUGUUUUGUCGUUCUCUUACGCUUGAUUGUUUUUAGUAACUUUUUUGCCUUUAAAAAUACAUUUUAAAUUUUAUCCCUUUAUAAAAAGUGAUUUAUAAUUUUAAAACGCUAUAAAUAUUCCAUGAUGGAUAUUUAUUUUCAUAAAUAUAAUUUUUUUCUUAUAUCUUAGUACUCUUACAAAUUUUAAUACCAUAACAGGUACGUAUUACCUAAAAAUACUCAUAAGUCUCUCUUAUUACUAUGUAAAUAUUGUAAUCUUAUAUUGUAACAAUAAAUUAUUUUUAAACAUC
Zerene cesonia (dogface butterfly) is the source of this 1364-nucleotide messenger RNA. It is a transcript of the gene Rab23, whose product is annotated as ras-related protein Rab-23. Bases 204 to 884 code for a protein of 226 amino acids. Gene Ontology annotation, molecular function: GTP binding; GTPase activity. NCBI's taxonomy places the organism in Eukaryota, Metazoa, Arthropoda, Insecta, Lepidoptera, Pieridae. The transcript has 6 exons. The record is from RefSeq and is a predicted model, not a curated record.